CCGCUGACCUUUGGCGUUUACUUCCUGCUGCCAUGACAAUGGCUGCUCGCGGCGUGGGCUUCUUGACCCGUUUGCCCCUGUGUUCCCAGAGAAGGAACCGAUUCCCGCGCUCUAUUUCCAGGCACCUCAGUUGUCCAGGGACUAUAGCCGCGAGCGUUGGGAGCGAAGAACAGCCUUCGGGGGUUGCGGAAACAGGCACUGAAGACAAGACCCUCCAAAAGAAAUUUUCUGAGGUUCAGAAAGAGAGAAGAGAACAGGCCCAGCGGACUGUUUUGAUACAUUGUCCGAAUAAUAUCAAUGAGAAAAAAUUUCUCAAGUAUUUAUCUCAGCAUGGACCAAUCAAUAAUCAUUUCUUCUAUGAGAGCUUUGGUCUCUAUGCAGUUGUAGAAUUUUGCCAGAAAGACAGUAUAAACUCGUUACAGAAUGGAACACAUACUCCAGCCCAGAGCACAGAAGCUGCAAUUCCAUUUAAGUCACGUUUCUUGAACUUAAGGCUCAAGAAUCCAUCUAGCCAAAUAUCUGGACAACCAUCUGUUCAGACAAACAACCAGUUACCUCCUUCAAGCAAGAAGCUCUUUGAAUUACUGAAUUACGCAGAAAGCAUAGACGACCAGCUGAACACUCUCCUGAAGGCCUUCCAGCUCACAGAGGAGAAUGUCAGGCUCCGCCAUCUCACCUGCUCUCUGAUUGAGGACAUUGCCGCUGCAUAUUUUCCCAGCUGUGUCAUCCGGCCCUUUGGCUCCUCGGUGAACACGUUUGGCAAAUUAGGAUGUGAUUUGGAUAUGUUUUUAGAUCUAGAUGAAACUGGAAAACUUGAUGUUCACAAGAAUACAGGGAAUUUUUUGAUGGAAUUUCAAGUGAAAAAUGUUCCUUCAGAAAGAAUUGCAACCCAGAAGAUCCUCUCUGUAAUAGGAGAGUGCCUUGACAAUUUUGGCCCUGGCUGUGUGGGUGUUCAGAAGAUACUCAAUGCUCGAUGUCCACUGGUGAGAUUCUCUCAUCAGGGCUCUGGAUUCCAGUGUGAUCUGACUGCUAACAAUAGUAUUGCUUUGAAAAGUUCCGAACUCCUUUAUAUAUAUGGCUCCCUGGAUUCGCGAGUCAGAGCUUUGGUGUUCAGUGUGCGAUGCUGGGCUCGGGCACGUUCGUUAACAAGCAGUAUUCCUGGUGCUUGGAUUACAAACUUCUCCCUAACAGUGAUGGUCAUCUUUUUCCUCCAGAGAAGAUCACCCCCCAUUCUUCCAACUCUGGAUUCCCUAAAGUCCAUAGCAGAUGCUGAAGAUAGAUGUAUUCUAGAGGGGAACAAUUGUACAUUCAUCCGGGACGUGAAUAAAAUCCAACCUUCUGGAAACACGGAAACAUUAGAAUUACUACUAAAGGAAUUUUUUGAGUAUUUUGGCAAUUUCGCUUUCAAUAAAAAUUCCAUAAAUAUUCGGCAGGGAAAGGAGCAAAACAAGCCCGAUUCCUCUCCUCUGUACAUCCAGAAUCCUUUUGAAACAUCUCUCAACAUAAGCAAAAAUGUGAGUCAGAACCAGCUACAGAAAUUUGUGGAAUUGGCAAGAGACAGUGCCUGGAUUUUGGAACAGGAAGAUAAGGAUCAGCCUUCUCCUUCCAGUAGGCAGGCCUGGGGACUCUUGGCCCUCCUGCUGCCACCUGGGGCAGGCCACACAUCUCUCUCCAGGAAGAAGAAGAAAAAGCUGAUGAGUGAAAAAGUCAAAGGCUUGUUAGCAUCCAUAAAAACUAACAACCCUGACAGUUCCACAGAUACCAGUGGAAAGAGAGCAAUCAGUACACAGGCAUGAUGGCAACCCUUUGGACUUAUGGGAAGAACUGCCACCAAAUGCUGAUAGGCCUUAACAUUUAUAUAUCUGAUGUCAUCACCCUUUUACUUGAUCUGAAGUUAUGGAUAUUUCCUUCCUAUCAGGUGGAGUUAAUUAAAAAAUCAGUGGCAAAAAAUUUGCAAAAGACAUAUUUGAACUCUUCAAAGUGAAUGGUAAAAUGAAUUUUAUCAGCAACCUGGUUGAUACUUCUGUCAGUCUCCAGUUGAAAAUCAUUUCAAAACCCUUUCAUUUACCUUCAUAUAUAGGUGAUGAAUGCAAUAAAGCUCCAGAAUUUGGUAGUA
Molecule: messenger RNA, 2116 nt
Organism: Arvicanthis niloticus (Nile rat)
Lineage: Eukaryota; Metazoa; Chordata; Mammalia; Rodentia; Muridae
Gene: Mtpap
Product: mitochondrial poly(A) polymerase
Biological process (GO): RNA 3'-end processing
Cellular component (GO): mitochondrion
Molecular function (GO): poly(A) RNA polymerase activity
Source: RefSeq, a predicted model, not a curated record